CCGGCGCUGAUGCAAUGGGUAGGUGCUGAUGUUGUCGCUCUUUGUUUAGAUUCAGAAUAACAGGCAAUGGGAGAAGAUCACUCGGUGAAGGUGGCUCUUAUUUUGUAAUAAGAACAAACGCACCACAACAGUGUCAAAAAAAAAGGAAAUUGUGCUGUGGUACCAUCUUGAAUUGGAAUCAAAUCCUCAAACUCAAGAUAUCAACAGACAGGAAGAAGUUAACCAGAAAAUUAAUCUUUGUUGGGAAGAGUCGUUUCUGAACGAGAGCGUCGUUCCUGAGCAGGUCACGUAGGAGCUUCUUACUACAGAAAGUGGCCGGAUAAAGACAUGGUGUUGAUCUUGGGCCGACGCAUUAGCAGGGAUGACAACCACUACCAAGACUCGCCCAUCACCAAACGUAAAGUCUUUGAGCUUGAACAGAAGCCCUUGACUGGUCAAGAGGUUUAUGACUUUUCCUCGGGCUCGUCCCAUGCCGAGAGCAUCCUGGAGAUGUUGAAUGAAUUUCGGAACAGCAGGCUGUUCACUGACGUGAUUAUCUGUGUGGAGGGCCGAGAGUUUCCCUGCCACCGCGCCAUCCUCUCUUCCUGCAGCAGCUACUUCAGAGCCAUGUUCUGCAAUGAUCACCGUGAGAGCAGGGAGAUGCUGGUGGAGAUUAAUGGGAUAUUUGCUGAAGCCAUGGACCAGUUCCUGCAAUAUGUCUACACCGGGAGGGUAAAAAUCACCCCAGACAACGUACAGUAUCUCUUUGAAACUUCUAACCUCUUCCAGAUCAGUGCCAUCCGAGAGGCAUGUGCCAAGUUCUUAGAGGAGCAGCUCGAUCCUUGUAACUGCCUGGGCAUCCAGAAGUUCGCCGACACGCACUCCCUGAAGUCUCUCAACUCCAAGUGCAAAGGCUUUUGCCUGCAGACGUUCUCGGAGGUCACUCAACACGAGGAGUUCCUGGGGCUGCAGAAAGACGAGCUGAUAGACUACGUCUCGAGUGAUGAUCUGGUGGUCGGCAAGGAGGAGACAGUAUACGAGUCUGUGAUGCGUUGGGUCUAUCAUGACAUGGACCAGAGGAGGCCCAUGAUGAAGGAGGUGCUGACCCACGUCAGGCUCCCCUUGUUACACCCCAAUUACUUUGUGCAGACGGUGGAAGGAGAUCAGCUGAUCCAGAAUUCUCCUGAGUGCUACCAACUCCUCCACGAGGCCAGGAGAUACCAUGUACUUGGUAAUGAGAUGAUGUCACCACGGACUAGACCUCGCAGGUCUACAGGUUACUCUGAAGUUAUUGUGGUGGUGGGAGGCUGCGAGCGUGUGGGCGGCUUCAAUCUGCCUUACACAGAGUGCUAUGACCCAGGGACUGGAGAGUGGAGAUCGCUGGCCAAACUUCCAGAGUUCACCAAGUCCGAGUAUGCAGUGUGCGCCUUGAGGAAUGACAUCCUAGUAACAGGUGGCAGAAUCAACAGCCGUGAUGUGUGGAUGUAUAACUCCCAGCUCAACAUCUGGAUGCGAGUGGCCUGUUUAAACAAAGGCAGGUGGCGCCACAAAAUGGCUGUCCUUCUUGGCAAGGUCUACGCUGUGGGCGGCUACGAUGGCCACAAUCGACUGAACAGCGUGGAAUGCUACGACUCUUUCUCCAACCGCUGGAUUGAGGUUGAGCCACUUAAAGAAGCCGUCAGCUCGCCAGCUGUUGUCAGCUGUAUCAGUAAGCUCUUUGUGAUUGGAGGAGGACCUGAUGACAACACGUGCUCUGAUAAGGUUCAGUGUUAUGACCCCACGACUAGUGUUUGGCUGCUGCGCGCCCCCAUUCCCAUUGCUAAACGAUGUAUUACUGCGGUUUCCUUGAAUAACCUUAUAUACGUGGCUGGGGGUCUGACCAAGUCCAUCUACUGCUACGAUCCAGUCGAGGACUACUGGAUACAUGCGGUGAAUACCUUCAGCAGACAGGAGAGUUGUGGGAUGUCAGUAUGCAAUGGGAAGAUCUACAUCUUGGGUGGCAGAAAAGAAACAGGAGAGGCCUCUGACACCAUCACAUGUUACGACCCAGCAACAGGAAUCAUCACAGCAAUGGCAGCCAUGCCCAGGCCCAUUUCCUACCAUGGCUGUGUGACAAUCCACCGAUACAAUGAAAAGUACAGACCUUGAAAUAAGAUCUCCAGUUCCCACCCAAUGCCAAGUGGUAGAGAGAGACAACCUAACUAAAACUUCCUAUGGAGGAAUGGAGUCUGCCUCUGAGGGUUCUAUAUAAGACAAUUAUUUUCUUGUAGCACAUUCUUAAAAAAAUUAUUGAGCCUCAUUUCAAGCAUUUUAUGAUUUUGAUAUAGUUAUAGAUCAGAAUCUAUUUCCUGAGUUCCCAGUGGUAAGAAUACCAAAUCUGUGGCACUGCAGGCAGUUAUGCCACUUGCCCACGUGCCUGCGUCCCUUAGAUAAUUCUGGACUGUGAAUCGUCCAUUCAGUUACAUUGACACAUAUCUCUUCAUCCAAUAUAUCAAGUGCUAAUUUACUUUAAAAAUACAAACAUCGAUAAUGCAUUAAUGCUGCUUCCUCCACCCAUGCUCUCAUUGACUUCAUUAACUUUGAUUCCAACUUCCACCCUGCCCACAAAUUUACCUGGUCCAUUUCUGACACCUCCCUCCCCUUUCUUGAUCUUUCUGUCUCCAUCUCUAUCUCUGGAGUCAACUUACCUACUGAUUCUCACAGCUACCUGGUCUAUACCUCUUCCCACCUUGUUACCUGUAAAAACACCAUCCCCUUCUCUCAAUUCCUCCAUCUCUGUCACAUCUGUUCUCUGGGAGAGGCUCUCAUUCCAGAACGAAGGAGAUGUCCUCCUCCUUCAAAGAAAGGGGCUUCCCUUCCUCUUAACUUCCCUUAACUUUUCCCUCUCACCUUAUCUCCUUGCCUGCCCUUCACCUCCCUAUGGUGCUCCUCCCAUUUUCUUUUCCAUGGCCUUCUGUCGUCUCCUAUCAGAUUCCCUCUUCUCCAGCUCUGUAUCUCUUUCACCAAUCAAAUUCCCAGCUCUUUACUUCACCCCUUCCCCUCCCAGUUUCACCUAUCACCUUGUGUUUCUUCCUCCCUUCCCCCCACCUUCUAACUCUUGACUCCUCAUCUUAUUUCUCUUCAGCCCCGAUGAAGCGUCUCGGCCUGAAGCAUCGACUACACACUUUAACAUAGAUGCUGUCUGGCCUGCUGAGUUUCUCCAGCAUUUUGUGUGAGUUGCUAGAGAAAGAAACAGUUUUCUUAUAUUGAUUCAGAAAAAAAGUCCAAGGCUGUUUAAUCCAAGUGGAAAUGUCAUGUUUGAUCUGGUUAGAGAGGUCUUUGCGUCAAAGACUCUGAAGCCUGUCCAAACACAUGAAAGCAUCUAUGUCACCUUGAUGUUGAUGGUAGCUUCAGUGUGGCUCACUGGAAAAGCUGCAAGGAAGUCAUUUCUUUCACCGUUUGCUCUUUAUUGAGGCUGAUGACAAGAAAGUUUUGGACUUGAUGCAUAAGAGACCCUGCCUCCCUCUUCCCCCCCCCCCCCCCAAACAACAUCAGUUUCCUUCUGUUUCAAAGAGCACAUAAGAAAAGGCAAUGAUUAGUGAGAGAUGAUCCCAUAUGGUGAGGUUUAAGAAAGUCCACUCACAUGUCUCCUCAUCAUUGAGCACAGUACACCUGUGUCUGAGUGGAGUUUGCACGUUCUCUCUGUGACUGUAUGGGUUUCCUGCGGGUGCUCUGGUUUCCUUCCACAUCACAAAUUCAUGAAGGUGGGUAUGUUAGUUGGCUAAUGUGAAUUGCCCACAUUGUGUAGUUGAGUGGUAGAACUUGUGACAUUGAUUGGAAUGUGGGCAAGUAAAAUGGAUUGGGUAGGAUUAGCGUAAAAAUGAAUGUAUCAUGUGAUCAGUAUUAUGGGCAUUAUUUCCAACAUAAUGGAAGACACAGUAUAGAAGAUAAUUUCCAAUAAUGUUUAAGAGAAAAUUAAUAAAAUGAUUAAUAUUGCCAUAAGAUCACCAAAUCUAGCAAUUUAAUGUAUGAUACCUUCACCAAGCCUAGGUAAUUUCUAUUUUCACAGCACUUGAUUCAUGAUUUGAACUACCUGACCCCAAUUUGGAGAUCUUGUUUUUUAAAAUUGGAACUCCAAUAACUUAUUUGCAUCACUGGGAACUUUAGAAUGCAUGGAAUUGAUUACAGGAGUAUGUAAAACCAAUACAUCAUAUGUUGCAAGGUGAAUCAAGAACUUUUAGGUUUGGAAGUUGGAUCAAGCUGGUUGACUUAAGAGAUGGAUGAGAAAUGGACUUGGCACAUCGCCUGCACAGAUCUGUAUUUUGCAUCUUUUUGAGUAUUCUGUUAAAGAUGUUUGUUUUUCUUCUCUUUUGUUCUCAGCCAGAGGUUGGGAAGCAUUAGAAAUAUCUGAACUUGGAAUUGGUUAACUAAUCUUUGAUAAUUGGCUUACAGUAUCCAUCUGAUCAACAAGGGUGUGCACAUUCACGACUAUGGAAGCUAAAAUAUCUGCAGUCCGGCAGAAAAUUGUAUAACACGGAGCUUUAUUCACGGCUAAACACUCACCCAAAUAAUAUCUUUAAUUAUCUAAGUGGAAUACCUGGUGCUUGAAAGCAGCAAGAAUUGCAAAACUUGGGUUUCUGUCUGUGGACUAUCACCCUGCUGCCUUUCCUAGCUCUCCACUUCUGUCAAGGAAAUAUUCAAAAUGCACUAUGUUGGGUGACUUCAGUUUAUAUAUGCUUUUUAUUUAACUUAAUUAUUUUAUGUUUUUGUAUAUAUUAUUUUAAUGUUCAGCUCAGCGACGGUUUUAUUGUAAAUAAUGUCUUGCUACAUUAUGCUAUUUCUAGUGCACAGCUCAGUGAGGAAUUGCUAUUGAUGAGCACAUACUGAGAUCUGAAUUUGGCAUAAGCAUUCUAUAAGAGUGAAGUAAGAGUAUUAAUGACUCAGUCACAAAGGUCAAAUGGAGCUGUUAUUUUUGCCACAACAAGCCAUUAAUUUUCCCUUUUUUAUUUUUGGAUUUAUCUAAAAACAAACUAUCUUGGGAGGAGACAAGCUCUGAAUUGGAGUAAAGUGCCUGUUGAAUUAGUGGCCAUUGAUUUGUUCGAGGAGCAGUUUGGGCAGACUGCUCCCAGUGCAACAGCCAGUUAGUGGAAUGGGUCUGUGAGCCCAGGAGAAAGGGCCAGUCAAUGGUGUUCUGGUCCCUAUUACUGAUUUGUAUGCCUUGUGAACCUGGUAAACUGAUUAAUAGCAUGCAGGAGGCUGCGAUGACAUGUACAGCUUCAGAGAAUGUAGUGGAGAUGGAAAUGUUGUUCCCCAUUUGCCAGGAGUUAGUCUUCUGACAGGUAGGCCAGAUAGACUUAAUAAGAGAUGAUCGAUAAUGCCAGAGUAAACAACUUGCUUAAACAUAAUGAAUUCUCGGCUGAGCUUUUGGUGGAAGAAUGGUCAGGCAGAAUCUAAGGAGAAUGAGAUAAAGCAAUGCAGAGAAAGAGACUUCAUCAGAGAAACAAUAGGCAAAGAAUGUGUGAUGUUAAUGAGACUUAGACAUAACUCCAGCCCCAGCACUGGAUGUUGUUAUCCUUUACAAUUAUAUUUUAUACUCCUGACAUAACCCAAUGGCCUCAAUCUGCCGUUAGCAAAUGAAAAUCUUACAGCCUAGAGGCUUGCAUGGCUCUUAACUUUGAGCAAAAGUCAACAUUUGCCAUCCCUAAACUCUUCAUGGAGUGUUACAGCAGAAAAGUAUUAGGAUCUCAGUGAAACUUUGCCAGAUGGUAAGGUAUGGCAGGAGAGAUUUUGCUUAAGUGCACUGAGAAUGUGCAGUCAAAGUAAUAACCAGACCCAUUCAGGGCUGCUGAGACCUUGAAGGCAGAUCUAUGACUGACUGACUGUGCCUUUUACCGUCCCUGUUUCAGGAUUGCAAAGUAGGUGGUUAUCACAUUUUGCACAUUUUGUUGUAUGUUGUGCUCCUCUAUGUAUAAUCUUCAGCACUGUCUUGCUACAUUCUUGAGGUGGUUGUAUUUCAGUUGUACAAGACAAGAAUAUUUUUCUGUAAACUGCUGGAAUGCAUAAUGUCAAUUUAGUGCAUGAUAUACAAGAAGCAUGAGUCUUUGCAUUAAUUAACUGACAGUGAUGCACAGUAUGGUUGUGGCUGUUGCAGUAUAUCCACCAACUGCCCUGUAAUCUGGAUGAAAAUGCAAAUAGUGUGUAUUACAAAUUCAGCAAAUAUUUUGAAUAACUCCAAUCAGGAAAGCUCAAGGUGAUUCAGUUUCCUUAAUGGUUUAAUCAUAGAAUUUGGAUUCAUUAAUUAGAUUUCAACUAGCGGUUCACUUCCAGUUAUCCAUUCUUCUACAUAAAGCAAUCUGUACUUUAUGGCUAGAUUCCAACCUGGGUAGCUCUCUUCCCAAGUAUUCACUGUAUGGAAAGUACCGACCUUCAGUGUAAGUACGAACAUUUAAUCAGAUCUGCUCAAUAGCAAGGAAGAGAAGCUGUCAUUUUGAGUUUGUAUUUCAGAAGUAGUGGGUGUAUAUUUUUCAGAGGGCAAGGGACAUUUUUUUUAAAGCUGUAAGUAACUGGUAACCUUUUUUUUAUAUAAAUAAAUGAAUUGCAAAAUGGUUGUUAUUUUUGUAACAGUUGGCUUGUCUUCAAGACAGAAUAUGCUUUAUAUUUGUUAUGUAAAGUGUAUGUUGGAUGUAGACAAACUUGUGUUUUGAGGGUUGUGCAGUAUGUUUUAAGCUUGAAAAGAACAAUGUGUAGAAAAUGUGAAGUCAAUAAUAAUAUUCUAGUAGGUAGUGUCAUCUAGAUGUCCGAUUGAUGAUGCAUUGGAUAUUCUAUCUCUGGGAUUUUGGUAACGUUUUGGCCCUUUAGGCCACCAGUCUCUCCUUAAAUCCUUGCAUUGCUUUCUUUUUUUUAAUGUGCUCCUUUAAAAGCCACUUUUUUGAGCAAGGAUUGAUCAUCAAAAUCAUAAUAAAGCUCUUUUUGAUGGUA
Messenger RNA from Hypanus sabinus (Atlantic stingray), 6936 nucleotides. It is a transcript of the gene klhl24a, whose product is annotated as kelch-like family member 24a. Gene Ontology annotation, molecular function: protein binding. Lineage: Eukaryota; Metazoa; Chordata; Chondrichthyes; Myliobatiformes; Dasyatidae. The transcript has 7 exons. The record is from RefSeq and is a predicted model, not a curated record. Bases 328 to 2127 code for a protein of 599 amino acids.